UUUUUUUUCCUACCAAUUUUCAAUGAAUAUACACAUAUUCACAUUCAUUCACCCUAGUCAUCUUCUAUAGAGGCCCCACUUUCACCUGCCACUCAACUCCAAAUCCAUAAAACCACACUCCAACCUUCAAAACAAUCCCAAGAAAAUUCCCCAAUAAACAAGAAAGCCAUCUUUCGACUUUCUUACUUUCUUUGAACAUGAGCAAAAUCGUUGCUGUAUUAUUGGCGGUAGCGCUAGCGGCGGCGCAAAGCUCAGGCGAAACACCUUCAUGCGGGUCGAAGCUAACGGCGUGCGUGAACUACUUGAACUCCACCACUACGCCGCCGCCAAGCUGCUGUAACCCACUUAAAGAAGCGGUGACCAAUGAAAAGCAAUGCUUAUGCAAUAUAUACAAUAAUCCCAAUUUAAUUCAAGCUCUUGGUAUUAAUAUUACUCAAGCUAUGAAUCUUCCUAAGCUUUGUCAUAUUGAUACUGGCAAAUCUCCUGAUAUAUGCAAAGGUUUAGCAAAUUCCCCAUCAUCUUCAACUCCUUCAGGAAGCAGUCCUCCUGGCAAUGCUGCUGGUAGGAUUACAGGAGCUGGAUUAGUUGCCAUCUUACUCAUGCUUGGAGCAUUCUUCAUGUUCUAUUAGAUUGCAAUUGCAUGUAUUUUCAAUUUUCAAUUUUCAAUUUUCAAUUUUCAUGUAUUACCAUUUCAGUUUGCUCCACGUUAAAUCAAAGGUUGAUCAUUGUUUGCCUCGGGUGUUUAUGUAUUUAUUUAUCUCCUGUUAUACUAGUAUUAUGGUAUAUCUUUAUUUUUAGAACA
Messenger RNA from Chenopodium quinoa (quinoa), 802 nucleotides. RefSeq names its product lipid transfer-like protein VAS. The transcript is spliced from 3 exons. NCBI's taxonomy places the organism in Eukaryota, Viridiplantae, Streptophyta, Magnoliopsida, Caryophyllales, Amaranthaceae. Bases 198 to 629 code for a protein of 143 amino acids. The record is from RefSeq and is a predicted model, not a curated record.